AUGAGUGAAAAAGCAGUAAUAGACAACAAAGAAGAGUUUAAUAUACUACAAGACAUUGCAAUGGAAACGCUGAGUCAGGAGACAAUUGAAAGAAUUGGAGAGGACAUUGAGAUUAGUAAUAAAUAUUUAGACAUAAUAAUGGAAUAUAUCAAAAAAUUAAGAAGAGGAAGGUAUAAAAAAGAAAUGAUAGAAGGAUUUAUGAGGAUGAUAAGAAGAAACAAAGAAAUAGUUGUUAGAGUGAUGAUAAAGCAUCGAGGGAAAGGAAAGUGUCUUUGUGAAGAUGAAGAGUUUCAAAAAUAUUAUCAAGUUGAAUGGAAAGAAAAAAGGUGUGGAGUGAUUGAAAUAAUAAGAAGAGAAAAAGCAAUGGAAGAAGUAGUUGAUUCAGAAGAAGGAGUAGAAGAGAUGAUUGAAUGGUUUGACAAGAUAUAUAAUAUUAAAGAAAUAGAAGGACAAACAUUAUAUUUUGAUAAAAGACUAAUUGAAGAAGAGGGAUUAAUAAAGAAAGAAAAAGAAGAACUUUUUAAGGAAAGAAUAAGUAUUAUUGAUUGGAAGUGUGAAAUAGACCCAUUUUUCACGAGGAAAAAAAUCUUAUGUUUAAGAGGGAUUAAAAAAUACAAAACAAGUAAUGGACCGAUUGAAAUUCAAGUUACAUUAGAGUCAAAAGAAGGAAUAGAAAUUAAAACAAUUAUAUAUAAAAAAGGAGAUGAUUUAAGAAAAGAUGAAGGAGCUGAAAUAAGUUUUAAUAUAUUUAAUGUAAUAUGGAAAAGAUUUUUAAAUAAAAACUAUGGGAUUACUAUUAAUAAUAAAGAAAUAAUUGGACAAGCAAAAACAUAUGGAGUAAUAGCAUUAAGAGAAGGAGGAAUAAUUGAAAAAAUAGGAUGUACACCAAUGAAAGUAUUAUGUAAGAUACAUCGAGGACUUACAUGUUGUAUUGAUGGAAGAAUUUAUGAAGAGUAUAGUCAAAAUGGAUGUUUAGAAUGUUCUAAACAACUUAAUAUUGAAAAAAAGAAUAUAGAAAAUAAGAUAAAAUUAAUAGAAAGUUUAGUUGGAGGAUUUAUAGGAGGUUAUAUUAUUGGAUUAAGAGAUAGACAUUUAGAAAAUAUGAAAAUUGAUUUAUGUGAGUCAACUUUUUUUCAUAUUGAUUUUGGAUAUCUUUUAAAUGAAAGACCUAAAUUUGAUGCUAAUUUAUUUGCAAUUCCAUCUGUUUUAAGAAACCAAUUACAAGAAAUUGUUAUUAAUCAAAAUCAAAUUACUAUGAAUUGUUGGGAUAUUUUUUUACUUUUAUCUUCUAAAUCUUUCAUUAUUUUACGUAGAAAUAAUGAAAUGAUUUUAAAUCUGUUAUUAUUAGUUUUUUCUUUUAUUGAUGGGUUUUCUAUUGAUCUUAUAACUAAUACAAUCAAAAAUUCUUUUCAUAUUCUUGACUCUGAGCCUUUGGCUACAAAUAAACUGCUUGAUGAUAUUUUAUCUGUUUCUUUUCAAAAAAUCAUUAAAGACAAUCAACAUGAAGUUUUGUCGUGGAUUAGAAAUAACUAA
Messenger RNA from Entamoeba histolytica HM-1:IMSS, 1533 nucleotides. RefSeq lists its product as uncharacterized. Gene Ontology annotation, biological process: autophagosome assembly; phosphatidylinositol-mediated signaling; autophagy of peroxisome. The record is from RefSeq and is a predicted model, not a curated record. Gene Ontology annotation, molecular function: 1-phosphatidylinositol-3-kinase activity. Gene Ontology annotation, cellular component: phosphatidylinositol 3-kinase complex, class III, type II; endosome; cytoplasm. The transcript has a single exon. Lineage: Eukaryota; Evosea; Mastigamoebida; Endamoebidae. The coding region runs from base 1 to 1533 and encodes 510 amino acids.